CGCGCCACCAUGGCCUUUCGGAAGAAGAGCGCCAAGAACCCCCCCGUCCUGAGCCAGGAGUUCAUCCUGCAGAACCAUGCGGACCUCGUCGCCUGCGUGGGGAUGUUCUUCGUGCUGGGGCUCAUGUUCGAGGGGACCGCCGAAGUGUCUAUCGUGUUCAUCACCCUCCAGCACAGCGUCACCCUCCCGGCCGCAGACGCGCGAGCCGCGGAGUCCAAGUCCCUGUACCAUUAUGGUGUCAAGGAUCUGGCCACGGUCUUCUUCUACAUGCUCGUGGUCAUCAUCCUCCACGCCACCCUGCAGGAGUAUGUGCUGGAUAAAUUUAACAGGCGAAUGCAGUUCCCCAAAGCGAAACAAAGCCGAUUCAAUGAGUCCGGCCAGUUUAGUGCGUUCUACCUGGUGUCCUGCCUCUGGGGCACCUUCAUCCUAGUCUCUGAGAACUGCCUGGCGGACCCCACUCUCCUAUGGAGGGCUCACUCCCACACCAUGAUGACAUUCCAAAUGAAGUUUUUCUACAUAUCCCAGUUGGCUUACUGGUUUCAUGCCUUCCCCGAACUCUACUUCCAGAGAACCAAAAAACAAGACCUCCCUCGCCAGCUGGUCUACGUGGGGCUUCACCUCUUUCACAUCGCGGGGGCUUAUCUCUUGUACUUGAACCACCUGGGGCUGGUUCUGUUGAUGCUGCAUUAUUUGGUUGAGUUUCUCUCCCACAUCUGCGACCUGUUUUACUUCAGCGAUGACAAGUACCAGAAAGAGCUUUCUCUGUGGGCGGUGGUGUUUAUUUUGGGCCGCCUGGUGACUUUAAUGGUUUCUGUGGUCACUGUUGGCUUUCACCUGGCCGGAGGACAGAGUCCCAGCCCCGAUGCCGUGACUGUGGACGUCAAUGUGCUGGCAGCAAAAAUUGCCGUGUUGUCGUCCAGUUGCACCAUUCAAGCCUACGUAACCUGGAAUCUGUUUAACACGCAGCUUCAGAGGUGGGUGAAGGAAGAUGCUACUCUUCAGGCCCCAAGUGUGAAGAAGAAGCGGACUAAAGGCAGGUCUUCCAGGAAAGGAACAGAAAACGGUGUGGCCACUGCAAAGAGAGUAGACUCUCCCCCUCAGAGGAAAGAGAAAUCUUCCUAAUGAAUUGCGAAUGAACUGGUUCAUGUCCCCAAAGAAGUCUACUCUCUAUCAGCAGAUACUUAUCUGCACUAGAGACUUUUGGGUUCUUGAGAAUAGUUUGUGUUGUCCUUGAUUUUUUGCUGUUGUUCUGUGUAAUGUACGUUUUUGAAAGCCUUAGGGGAGGAUCGUUAUUAUGAGUGGGGGGGAAAAACGCUGAUUUUUAGCCAAGCUACUUGUCCUGGGAUCACCACUGUUCUUUGUUGUUUGUUUGUUUGUUUGUUUUUCACCUUUGAACUUUUUCCUAAUGAUUUAUACUGAUGACUACAAAGUUCUGCGUAUCAAUGGCACAAUUUCUUGCUUCCACCAAUCUUUUGUAACACUAGCAAGAUGGUGAACUUGACAGUUUUCUUGUUCUCGUUCAGAAUCUAAUGAAAAUAACAUACAGGUGGAAGUCAACAUCAAUAAUUUUUCAAUCUUCUCUGAUCACUUAGAUUUUUUAAUUUAGAACUUACACCUGAAGAAAAGAUUUGUAAAGCCACCAAAAUAAUAAUGUAUUUUAUAGCUAGUGGUUCAUAGUGUUCCAUCCCCAUUAAAGAACCUAAAUACUAAUGGA
This is a messenger RNA of Condylura cristata (star-nosed mole), 1714 nucleotides long. RefSeq names its product translocation associated membrane protein 1-like 1 (gene TRAM1L1). The record is from RefSeq and is a predicted model, not a curated record. The transcript has a single exon. Lineage: Eukaryota; Metazoa; Chordata; Mammalia; Eulipotyphla; Talpidae. Gene Ontology annotation, biological process: protein insertion into ER membrane; SRP-dependent cotranslational protein targeting to membrane, translocation. The coding region runs from base 10 to 1122 and encodes 370 amino acids. Gene Ontology annotation, cellular component: endoplasmic reticulum membrane.